Neocloeon triangulifer is the source of this 1668-nucleotide messenger RNA. RefSeq names its product protein lethal(3)malignant blood neoplasm 1 (gene l(3)mbn). The coding region runs from base 562 to 1524 and encodes 320 amino acids. The record is from RefSeq and is a predicted model, not a curated record. The transcript has 4 exons. Gene Ontology annotation, cellular component: chitin-based extracellular matrix. Gene Ontology annotation, molecular function: structural constituent of chitin-based larval cuticle. Lineage: Eukaryota; Metazoa; Arthropoda; Insecta; Ephemeroptera; Baetidae.
UAAAUUUCAGUUAUAAAUAUUUUUAAAAUUUCAGAGAAUAAACAAAUUGAAAAAUUAAUAUAUUUUAUUACAUUCCUUUCCAACCACAUUAAUUUUGCGGGUCAGGAUUUUGUACAAUGUUCUUUCAAUAAGCGGAAGUUUUUGAAGCGCAACCAUGAGAAUUAAAUUUAUCAAAAAAUAUCGCAUGUAUAAAAUCUCCUGACACUUGCCUGACUUGUAAUAAAAACGCUAUUACUCUUGCCGCACACAAAAAAGGGACCGUGUAAAAGAAAACGUGUCUUUUCGCAGCGGAAAGAAUUAAAAUCGCCUUGACCGUGCGCGCCGCGGUUGAUUUUCCGCGCAAGGUGUCGAUAAAAUAUAAAAAAAGAGCAACAAUUUUCGGCCUCCUCUCCGAUUUUGUGUUUUGAAGAGAAUAAGAGGAGGAUCUCGGUUUGAAUUUCCCUUUUUGCGACGCGACUAUUCUCUGGGUAGGGAGGCCGACGAGCAUCCCCGUGCCUAUAAAAGGCCCUCCUGCAUCCGCAGACUCCAAAAGUCCGCGCGAUCUUCAUUUCUUUGUGUGCGAUGCCUCCCGUUCACGCUGUGUUGUUGGUGGUGCUCUGCUGGGCAGUUUGCAGCUGCAGAGCGCAGACCAGCGAGGAGGACCUGAAGCGGCCCUACAGUUUCGGCUUCAACAUUGAAAACAUGCAGCAUCGCCAGGAGAUGAAAGACAGCAGAGGCAUCAUCACGGGCGAGUACGGCUUCGUGACCGCCGACGGAUGGUACACAACCACGUACUACGCCACCGACGAGGAGGGCAAAUUCAAGAUCCUCGGCCGCAAGAGAGAACGCGUCGGGCCGCCCGUCUUCCCUGUCCAACCGGUGGUGACCACCCCUCGGCCAACAACUACGACGACGACAACCCCUCGUCCGAGCACCGCCAAACCCCGUCCGGGCGGCAUCCCGGGUUGCGCCAGUUGCAUAAUCCCGACCACCACCCUCCGACCCCUGUCCAGCCCCUCAGGUUUCAAACCGAGCCCCGUCCAGGGCGGUUUCAGGCCGACGGCCCCCUACCCUCCGUCCGGCGCCCCCACCAGCAGACCCUUCUCGCCGACCAGCCCGCGUCCGGUGGUGACCAUCGGCUCGGUGUCCAGCACCGCCAACAGCAACUCGCAGAACAACAACAACAACUUCAACAGCAACCAAUUCUCGACGACCACCACCUUUGGCCUGGGAGGCUCUGCCGGCGGUCAGGGCGGCGCCGAACCGUCCGGUCUGUCCGGUGGGCCCAACUACCGGUUCAACUACACCGCGGGCUUCCACGGCCACCACGAGACGGGGCUCAAGGACGGGUCAAAGAGUGGCGGGUACUUUGUCAACACGAGGGACGGCGUCAGCCACAGGGUGACGUACGAGGCGGACGCUCGCGGCUUCAGGCCCAGGAUCAGCCAGGUCAGGCUGCCCGCCCAGGACACGCCGCAGGUGGACACCGAGAAGCUGGCCGGACUCAAGGGCUACGAGUUUGUCUGGUUCAACAGGAGGAGGUAGCUUUUCUGAAGGAAGGACUAACAAUUCAACCGCCCUGCAGUGUUCCGCACAACAAAAACUAUCAAAAUGUACAUAGUGAGAUAAGUAUUCAAAUCAUAGUCCACACUAAUUUAACUUUUCAAAUAAAGUAUAGAUUAAAUAAAC